Molecule: messenger RNA, 1851 nt
Organism: Suricata suricatta (meerkat)
Lineage: Eukaryota; Metazoa; Chordata; Mammalia; Carnivora; Herpestidae
Gene: PHF11
Product: PHD finger protein 11
Exons: 10
Coding region: 317-1219 (300 amino acids)
Cellular component (GO): nucleus
Molecular function (GO): histone binding; histone deacetylase binding
Source: RefSeq, a predicted model, not a curated record
UCUGUCUCUUUCUCUCUCAAAACUAAAUAAAACAAAAAGAAGAAGAAACAGUAACCACAAAGCCAUCAGGAGCCCAUGAUGUCCUCUCUAGCCCUUGUUUUUGUUUUCUUCUCUUUGCAGACUGGCUUGCUCUCUACCAUGUGGCUCAGUCUAUUCCACUCUCCAGGGUAGGGAAUCCAGUUGGCCUGGCUUCAGGUCAGGGCCCUAACCAGGUCCAGUUAAACAUUGGGGGUCAGGGUUAUGCAUUAUAAAACAUGCCUCGGGAUCCUUCCAAAGAAAAGCAGGGUGGCUUGUGACCUGCUUGUACACCCAAAAGAUGGUCACUGUUAUUCCCCCCAUCCAUCUUCCCCUCCCGCUGUAUUCUUCAGCACUUGUGGAAUGUGAGGACCAUGAUCCAAGUAAUGAUGAUAGAAGUUUUGAUGUGGAGUCAGUAAAGAAGGAAAUCCAGAGAGGAAGGAGGUUGACAUGCGCGUUCUGUAAUAAAAGAGGAGCCACCGUGGGAUGUGAUGUAAAAGCCUGUCUCAAGAGUUACCACUUCUUUUGUGCCAAGAAUGCCCACGCGGUUCUACAGACCGAUCGAUCUCAAGGAAUUUAUAAAGUGUUUUGCCAACAACAUGCUGCACUGAAAGGCAUUCAUGGUGGAAGGUCUCUGUCUGGUAUCUCCCCGAUUCAUUACAAGCCGAAGACCAACCGAGGAUAUGGACUGAAAAGAAAAAGAGGAAGAAAGAAAGGCCUCUCAACAGGUGUUCCUGUACAGCCAUCUGAAACAAUGACACUCACUAGAUUCAUAAAAGAAAUGAAGGAGGUGGAUGGCAGACACACAGAUGCAAUUGGAUCAAAUCUAAAAAUUGAUUUUCUUAAGAAAUGUAAGAAAGUGGGGCUUCUUGAUGAUUUAUUUGAAGAAAUAUUAGACAAACUUCAUUUGAUUCAGGAAAGACUCAUGGAUGAGGCUGCUUCCGAAUCAGACUAUGAAGAAAUUGGGACUUCACUUUUUGACUGCAGACUGUUCGAAGACACAUUCAUAAAUUUUCAAGCAGCAAUAGAGAAUAGAAUUGAUCAAUGUGAAGAAAGGCAACAGCACCUGAAGGAUGAGAUGGAAGGACUUCAGGACUUAAAGACCACCCUGCGAUCUCUUCAAGAAGAUGGAGAGCUUAGGUCAAGUUCUACUUCAGUAUCUAGCGGGUCUUCUAAGGAUUACUAUUUCCUAGGCCAGGAAUGAGGCUCAGCUGCAAGCAGGCUGCACACCGAAGACCUGACCUGUGGAAGCCACACAUCUUGAGAACUGGGCCUCUCAUGUCUCUCUGGUCCUCAACUUCAAUCCUCAUCAACUCUUACCUGUUCCUAGUGACUGGGUAUUUACUGCCUCCCUCUUAUCAUCUCGCGUGUGCUCUCCAAAAAAGUAUUUCCCAGAUUCUGGUUGAGUAAAUUGGAUUAUAUCUCCCAUCUCUCCCACCCUCUGCCCUAAAAAUUCUAUGGUCCCUUCAUGCUGGUGCUUUGCCACCCGUGCUUCCCCCACUCCAGUGAUCUAAGUUGACUGCAGUAACAUACAAGAUGCUCCUCGAAGUAAAGGCUCCCCAGGGCCUUUGCACAUCCUGCUGUGAAGGCUUAACUGCUCCGUUCCCUUUCUCUGCCUGCAGGUCUCAUUACACCAGUUCUACCACUUACUCCAUCUGAGGGUACUUUUCCUUCCUAUCACUUCCCAAUGUAACCAUUGUAUCUGACAUCCCCCCCGUUAGGGUAUACAUUUUCUGAGGGCAAAAACUCACUAUUCCUGUGUUUUGCUCCCAACACAUUCCCAGCACCUACAUUGCAAUAAAUGUUGAAUAAAUGCCUAAACUGUUACCCCUUUGA